Jaminaea rosea is the source of this 1690-nucleotide messenger RNA. RefSeq lists its product as hypothetical. The record is from RefSeq and is a predicted model, not a curated record. The transcript has a single exon. NCBI's taxonomy places the organism in Eukaryota, Fungi, Basidiomycota, Exobasidiomycetes, Microstromatales. The coding region runs from base 36 to 1556 and encodes 506 amino acids. Gene Ontology annotation, cellular component: nucleus.
UCAUCAUCACCAACUCGCCUCCUUCGUCGUCAAGAAUGGCACGUGAAGACGGCAGGGCUGAGCAUUCCGGCUUGACAGAAGCCAACUUCGCCAACCUCUUCCGUGUCAUCGAUGCGGCCACCACUUCGCAGGAUGCUGCCUCCCCGUCGACGAAGCGCAAGAGGGCCAGCCAUGCGACAUCCAACGACGACGCUUCAAGGCCACGGACGAUGGGGAUAGCAGAGUGGGCCAAGGCGAGAGCGGAUCUGCAUCUGGACAAGAAGAGGAAUAUCGAGGCUGCUCAGAGGAGAAUGCCCGUCGUUCCCGCUUCUCCUUCGCCCUCACCAUCAACGUCCACCCUCGCAUCCACCUCUUAUGCUCCCUUUUCCAAGGCGAAGCUGCUCAGUCGAAUCGGAACCUUCACCCUUUCAACCUUCAAUGUCCGCACGGCUGCUCCUCGCGACUUGGUCCCUGCCAUCAUACAGUCUGCAGAACAGCGUAAAGCCCUCGAAGGGAGCAUUUCCGUCCUCACCCGCUGGCUCGAGCCUCUUGGCCCAGCGCUGCACGGCUGGCAGCACUUGGCUCCUCACCAGCUCGUCACGAGACGUUCACAAUCUGGGAAAUCACACGAGCAAGAGCGCGGAGCGAAGAACAAGAUCUACUGCCCUACAUGCGGCGCAACGCACACUUUCCCUGUUACUCCUGUCAGCAGCCUGGCAGAGCUCUUCGACCAGAUCCACCACCUCUCGACCGCCCAUGAAACCUGGUGCCCCUGGCGUCGUCGUUCCUGCGACCAGCGGCUGUACCAUAUCGGCGGCGAAAGCGGGAGCGGCCAUCGCAAUUUGGUGAUUGGAGCGCCCAGCAAAUACAAGGCGCGCAAGCGUUGCUUAGAGACUGUGAGGGAGAUUGAGGUGGCGAUGGGGGACGCGUCCAUAGAGGUGGUUGGGCUACCGGAUGAGGAACAGGGAGACAUUGACGCUGUCGUACAAGCGCUUGCCGCUCUAGCGCCCAAUGAGCACCUGCCGAACCGCUCAGCUGUCAUUCUAGCCAUCCUCGGAUGGGAAGCAGAUCCAGGCGGCAAGUUUAUCUCUUGCGGAAUGUGCGCGAGGAGGGUGAAUCUGGGGGUAGCGACGGGUACGAAGAUGAUCAAUGCCGUGAGGGAGCACCGCAGCUUCUCUCCGUGGGUGCAAGCUGAGGUGCAAGCGGGAUGUUAUCUUCCGGCUCUGCCUCUGAUGGGAGACGGUGACGGCGACGGUGAGGCUGCGUUGGUCCAAAGGCUGCAGGCUGUGUCCGCUGGUGGGGCGCAGACGUCGCAUCCUGGAUGGAGGUUGACUUUGAACAAGCUCCUUGACCACAAGCAGCGCACUGCGGCCACGACAGGAGAAGUCGACGUCAGCAUAGAUGGGGACGAAGAAGGAGGGGCGACCACCGUCGACACGGCUGCGUCAACUACCUCGAGCUUGACGAAAUCGUCGGCGCGAGGGCAAAAGACUUCAGACAUCCUUCGCACGGCAAGAAACAUGCUGUUCGGUGGUGGCAGCGGCAGUGACAGCGGGAUAGGCGGGAGGAAGGCGUAAAAGAAGCGGGCCGGGGGGCGGGAUCUGGAGAAGGAGGGAAGCGGCUGAAAGCAGUCCAUGUACACUACCAGCAUCACCAGCAUCGAGCAUCGAGCAUCGAGCAGACACAAUGUAAUGCCACUCACGUACGAGAU